UCAUCUUUAUCUCUCUUUUUCCUAUUUAGUAUAGAUUUGUUAUGAUCUAUAUAUAAAGUUUAGAGCCAAAAAAGUGCAUUUGAUAAAAGAGCCAUCAUCACCCCAUCCAAGACAUAACCAUGGCUAGGAGAAAGAAAGUGACACUAAAACUGAUUGAGAAUUUUGUGGCAAGAAAAGCUCGUUACAGAAAAAUUCGAGAAAAUUUAUUGAAGAAGGUGGAAGAUCUUACGACCCUUUGUGAUGUGAAUGCAUGUGCAAUCAUCUAUGGUCCAGGGGACGACGUGCCAACCGUGUGGCCAUCCCAUGAUAUUGCUAAAGAGUUGCUCGACAAGUUUGAGAAUGCUCCAUUGCCAGAACGAUUGAAAAAAAAUGUUACUCCACAACUUUAUAUCGACCAGAUGAACAGAAAGAUUGAAAAACAAGUCAUGAAACUGAAGAAGAAGAACGAUGAGAAAGACAUGUCAAAUUUCUUGCACAAUAUACAUGAUGGUAAGUCUUUAUCAGAUCUUGAUGCUAGCGAUAUAUGUCGUUUACUUUGUUACGUGGAGGGAAAAUUGAAGUGUGCUGGAGUAAAAGUUCACAUUUCUGAACAACAGUUAUCAACUAAAACUCCGACACCACUAGUUUCUUUUCCUCUGCAGAAUGACAUUGAUUCUUGUGCUAACAUAGAUGAACAGGUUUUUCAACAACAAUCAUUCUUAGAUUCAACGAAAGAAACUGGUCCAAUGAAUAGUGAUUCCGAUAAUAAUAAGAAUACGGGACUACCACCACUACAGCAACACGCACAUGAUAAUACGGGGUUGUCUCAAGUUAAUUUUGAAAGUUUGAAUUUGGAUGAUAUUGGGCUUUUACAUGGGAGUUCUUCAGGUGGAGAAAUUACAGGCAAUGACAUAUGGUCAUCUUAUGAAAGUUUUGGAGACAUAAGUGAGAGUGAUACCAUGUUGCCCUUCAACAAUAAUGUUCAAGACAACAUUGAUGGAACUUUCAUGGGAGCAAACGUUGAAAAUGAAGGUGUCUCCAUUAAUAAUAUAGAGUUAAGCGGUGAUCAAAGAACUACCAGUGGAGGACACUUGAACUCCUGAUUUUCUUCUCAUGCAAAGGAAGUGAUAUUAAUUAAAUGGUCAACAUUUUAAUAGUUUGUUUCCUAGUGAUAGAUAUGCUAUCUAGUAUAUGUUAAAGACAUUAUCAAUUAUCUUCAUGGAUAUGUAUUUUGUUUGAAGUGUUUCUUUUUUAUGUAUUUGAGACAAACGUAUAAUAUAA
This is a messenger RNA of Vigna angularis (adzuki bean), 1260 nucleotides long. Its product is annotated as MADS-box transcription factor PHERES 2. Bases 120 to 1082 code for a protein of 320 amino acids. Lineage: Eukaryota; Viridiplantae; Streptophyta; Magnoliopsida; Fabales; Fabaceae. The transcript has 2 exons. The record is from RefSeq and is a predicted model, not a curated record. Gene Ontology annotation, molecular function: DNA-binding transcription factor activity, RNA polymerase II-specific; cis-regulatory region sequence-specific DNA binding; protein dimerization activity. Gene Ontology annotation, biological process: positive regulation of transcription by RNA polymerase II.